AUGAAGCACCUCGCAGCCUACCUCCUCCUCACCCUCGGCGGUAACACCUCGCCCUCCGCGGAGGACAUCAAGACCGUUCUCGGCGCCGCUGGUGUUGAGGUCGACAACGACCGUCUUGAGAAGCUCAUCGCUGAGCUCUCUGGCAAGGAUGUCAACGAGUUGAUCGCUGAGGGAUCCACCAAGCUUGCUUCCGUUCCUUCUGGAGGUGCUUCGUCCGGAGGUGCUGCUGCUCCUUCUGGAGGUGCCGCCGCUUCCGGAGGUGCCGCUGCUGAGCCCGAGAAGGAGGCUCCCAAGGACGAGGAGUCUGACGAGGACAUGGGUUUCGGUCUGUUCGACUAA
Molecule: messenger RNA, 339 nt
Organism: Tricharina praecox
Lineage: Eukaryota; Fungi; Ascomycota; Pezizomycetes; Pezizales; Pyronemataceae
Product: 60S acidic ribosomal protein P2
Exons: 3
Coding region: 1-339 (112 amino acids)
Biological process (GO): translation; cytoplasmic translational elongation
Cellular component (GO): cytosolic large ribosomal subunit; ribosome
Molecular function (GO): structural constituent of ribosome
Source: RefSeq, a predicted model, not a curated record